CGCCACAUCGGUAUUUCCUAAUCUCCAACCACGUUUCCGUUACCUUCUCCCGCACACAAACCGGGAAUGGACACCACCACACACCUCCACCCAUGAAUCGACCGACAAUAGCCGAAUCAACAUGCAGGGUGAUAACUGUGAAUCGGAAAAGGCCGCUCAUCCAGGGAUUUUCCCAGCCUUCGAAGACGGGAAGAGUGACCAUCACCCGGCUGAACGCUGCGUAGACUUCCCGGUGUCGGUGGUUCUUCCUGCUGGCGGCACCGGAGAGAGAACAGGACUACAGGCACCCAAACAGUUCUUCUCGUUUCUGGGUAGACCGCUUAUAAGCUACACUAUCCAGGCCUUCGAGAGGGUGCCAUGGAUCCAAAGCAUUGUGGUUGUUGUUGCCAAAGAAAAGAUGGACAUGAUGAUGGACAUCAUCCAGCGCUUCCAGCACAGGAAGGUUCGCGUGGUGCCAGGUGGCUCAACUCGUCACAGGUCGAUAUGCAAUGGAGUCCUGGCUGUGGGCAAGGAGGAGAAGGAGAGAACAGCACCAGACAGGCCGAAGGUCGUCAUCAUACAUGAUGCUGUGCGUCCUUUUGUGGAGGAGGACUUUCUGCGUAAAAUAGCACUGGCUGCCAAGGAACAAGGGGCAUCUGGCGCCAUCCGACCUCUUGUUUCCACAGUGAUAGCCACCACAUCAGAGGGCUACCUGGAUCAUUCUCUGGAGCGAACCAAGUACAGAGCCAGCGAGAUGCCUCAGGGGUUCUCAUAUGAUGUCAUCUAUCAGGCCUAUCAGAGGUGCAGUGAUUCAGACUUUGAGUUUGGCACAGAAUGUCUCCAUCUGGCUCUGCAGUACUGUGGCACCAAUGCCAAGCUCAUUGAGGGCCCGCCAACGCUAUGGAAGGUGACCUACAAACGGGAUUUGGCUGCUGCAGAGUCCAUUAUCAAAGAGACCCUAUCGCGAUCUGCCUGCGUCUUCACAGGUGGAUUGGCAGAAGCUGUGACAUUGGCUGAUGCCCUUCGGAAGGCUGUGGGAUCUUGGGAUAUGGAGCUGGACAUCAUCCCAAAUCUAACAGGAGACAACGCCAGCUGCCUGUUAAAAGAGUGGAACUUCAUCCAUGUUUCUGUCAAUCAUCCUUGCCCGUCUGAAGUGGAGGCCACGCUUAUGGCAUUAGAGGCGACAAAUCGAGCGGUUCUCCACCCAAUGGUCAUCAUUUGGGUUCUUUUGAGCCAUACUGAUGAGCUGUCUAUCAGCGGUAGGGUGGCGGAGCCAGAGGCAAUCAUGGACCUCGCCUCAACGGCCAAGCUCCGAAAUAUUCUCCUCUAUGGCAUCCAACUUCAUGAGUCAUCAAAGGAUGCCAGCCGUUGGCAGAGGUCAGUGUUGAGGCUUGGUGAAAUUGCAUCAGCUUUAAUCCGAGAGCGGAACCCGGCCCUGGUGGGACAGCUUCUGCUUGCAUGAAGGGAAGAAGCACCACCAGAAAGUCCCCAAACUAUGAUUCAUAAACGCUGCUGGGAUGCGACGGUUUGACACAGUUAUUUAGUUCUCAAAACUUUUCUAAAGAGAUUUCCACAAUCAAGUAUUGGAGGCUUUAUGCAGAAGGCUGUAAAAGAAUCGUCUAACUCAAAACACCAGUGGGAAUGAUAUUGUGACUUUUGUCCUAAGUACGUGAAAGUCUGUAAUAUCCAUACAUAUCCCAUAAUAAUCCUCUGCAGCAACUUCUGUUGGAUUCUCCCUGCAUGCUAAGUCUACAUAUCUUUCAUCGUUGCCAAACUACAUUACUCUCAAAAAGAAUUUCAAAUCACAGUGAAAAACAAAAGCUGACGCCACUCUCUAGUUCAGUCUCAAAAUCAAUUUCACUCUGUACUGUCAGCAAACUUUUAGAAGAUACAGAGGGACAUUGUUUUUUUUUUAAGACUAAAGAGGCUCUGCUGAACAAUCUAAAACAAAUUAAAGAAGCUCAGAUUCAAAGUGAUGUGAGAGUACCAGUAAUGAGUACUUUUACAAUGUAUUCUUGACCUCACAACAUAGGCAUUUAUCAGAAAUACUGCUUAUGCUUUGAAUGUGUAAAAGUGCUUUUGUAUAUGUCUUGAUCUAUCAGUCACCAACAUGUUGCCCAACAUUAACAUUUUGUGGGUAAUCUUAAAGCUAUUCUAGAGUUUUUCCAUUUUAAAAUGUUGAUGACUCAUGCCACACUGAUUGGAUGGACGGUACUAAUUUUCCAUCCACUGAAACACUGUCUGCUGUAAUCUUGAACAUGUACAGUUGAUGCCUUCUCAGGCCUUUGGGAAAUGACCAGCCGAAGCAGACUGGGCCUUUCGGAAAGCCUCCUCUCAGCUCAGUUUUUACAGGAAGCACAAAUAUGUGGAACACAAUAGCAUUUCAUCAUUUCACGGCAACUGUCAGAUUGUCUAGAACAAAAAACACACACACCAACAAUGUGUUAGUGUGCACCUUGUCUGUGGCCCAGAGGCCUUAAUCCAUUUGCGUCUAAUGAAGAUGUUUAAAAUGACUAUUUUCAGCAGCUGAUUAAAACACAUUUUUGUGUGUAUUUACAGUGGCAGGAAUAGUGUGUGUGGGAAUAAACAACAGUGUGUGUGUUUUCAGGGUAAUGAAGGAACAUCACCCUGAAAUGAAUCACUGAUGUGUUUUUAAUAGUAGCUGAACGAACACAGCAGAGAGCUCUGCAGCACUGACAAAUAACAUAUGUCAAGCUUUGGAUGCACAGGCGAUUCUUUGGUUUCAGUUUUCAUCAUUUACUCUGUAAUAGUUUCAAAGGUGAUUAUUGCCAUGUUGGUCCCAGACCUGCAUCAAUAGGUCACAUCACACUGACGUAUUACUGUGGAAAUUUGAGUUCCAGCAUGUAUGCCAAAAUACUGGGUGUCAAAACCUCUGCUUUUAGCACUGGAGGAAGCUGUUUGUGGUGGCAACAUUAAUAUGAGGCUGUUUAUAUUUUUGUACUAAAUCGAGUUAAACAAUAAAUAAGCGUUUCAUA
Messenger RNA from Mugil cephalus (flathead mullet), 2975 nucleotides. It is a transcript of the gene crppa, whose product is annotated as CDP-L-ribitol pyrophosphorylase A. The record is from RefSeq and is a predicted model, not a curated record. Gene Ontology annotation, molecular function: D-ribitol-5-phosphate cytidylyltransferase activity. The transcript is spliced from 10 exons. Gene Ontology annotation, cellular component: cytosol. Bases 122 to 1441 code for a protein of 439 amino acids. NCBI's taxonomy places the organism in Eukaryota, Metazoa, Chordata, Actinopteri, Mugiliformes, Mugilidae. Gene Ontology annotation, biological process: isoprenoid biosynthetic process; protein O-linked glycosylation via mannose.